GGCAUAGCAAUUGACUGCCAAGCACCAAUUAUAUAUCUACGGCCGCUCACUGCUAAGCUGUACUGCAAUCCAAAUUCCGGUGCGAAACAAUUAACUAGGACCAAGCAGUCAUCCCAUAACCGAUACCUGUCAGCGAGCUUACUCCUUCGAGGUCAUGUCACUUUUAAGCCUGUCACCAGAGCUCCGUCUCUUGAUUGCAGGUGCAGCGGAGUGCGAGAGGGAUAUCAACAGUCUGGCUCGUACUAGCCGCCAAUGCUAUCAAGACCUGAAUGAGUAUCUUUAUGAGCACAACGUCAAGUUUGGCAAGAGCUCAGCACUCAUUUGGGCAGUAAAACAUGGAGUCAUAACUACUGCUAUGAGGAUGCUAAACGCGGGGUGUGAUAUCAAUGCCAAGGACGAUUAUUGCGAUGGGUCGGCGCUUUGGCAUGCUGCCAUAUGUGGACAGGAAGGCAUGGUAGCCCUUUUGCUGGGAAUAGAUGGCAUUGAUAUCAACUCUCAAAACGGCCAUAGCCGCUCGACAGCUCUGACGGAGGCAGUAGACCUUGGACAUAAAGGAGUAGUGCAGCUUCUUCUUGCAGCAGACGGCGUUCAGGUGAAUCUCAUGGACGGCCUCGGUCGAAUACCACUUUCUACUGCAGUAAGGAAGGGUGAGUUAGAGGUGACCAAGUUACUUCUUAUGACUAGGGGAGUUGAUGUGAAUUUAGAGGACGGAAACGGGCUGACACCUUUGAUGCAUGCCACAUGCAAUAAAUGUACAAGUUCUGUUAGCCUGCUGAUGGGCGUGGCUGGUGUUAAUUUGAACACUCGGGAUCGUUUCGGUCGUACCCACUGAUGGUUUCGCUAUUGUAAAAUGUCCCAGAGAUAAGAAAGCUGCUUCUCUCUAGCGACAAGGUGGACAUAGACUUAACGGACACCCCGACAAACCUCA
Molecule: messenger RNA, 928 nt
Organism: Aspergillus sclerotioniger CBS 115572
Lineage: Eukaryota; Fungi; Ascomycota; Eurotiomycetes; Eurotiales; Aspergillaceae
Product: ankyrin repeat domain-containing protein
Exons: 1
Coding region: 155-832 (225 amino acids)
Molecular function (GO): protein binding
Source: RefSeq, a predicted model, not a curated record